This is a messenger RNA of Cooperia oncophora, 183 nucleotides long. NCBI's taxonomy places the organism in Eukaryota, Metazoa, Nematoda, Chromadorea, Rhabditida, Trichostrongylidae. The record is from the annotation of a GenBank genome assembly.
AUGAAGUUCUUCCUUCACCGCUGGGCUCAGACGUUUCCAGUGAUACUCUUGGAGACAACUCGUCUGAAACGAUGGACGAAUGAAUGCGAGCAAUAUUCUAUAACAAUCGCUAAUACAUUUGUCAUCGCCUUGUGCUUAUGCCGUUCAUUUGUCAACAAGCAGUCUCAAAAGAGUGUCCCAUGA